GUGGGCGCGGACUGGCAUACUGGGCCUGGCGGCACCGGCAGCGGGGCUGCGUAUGUUUUCCGCGGUGGAGACUGGGUGCAGGAGGCGAAGCUCGUGGCCAGCGACACCACGGCCUUCGACCGCUUCGGUUCCGCCAUGGCCAUCUCCGGAUCCUACGCUCUUGUGGCAGCCUGGGACCCGGACGCGGUGGGGGCGGUCUACAUCUUCGAGAGGGCGCAGGGAGGAUGGACAGAGGCCGCUCGCUACGAACCCACCGGCAACUCCACGGAGGGAGACAUGUAUGGAAGCACAGUUGCGCUGUCCGGGAACACAGCCGUGGUCGGAGCUCACUGGGAUGACGCAGAGGACGUCAACGGUGGGGCAGCCUACAUCUACACUCGGAAUGCCACGAGCUGGGAUCAAGGCACCAAAAUCCAUGCCUGGGACGGUACCGACAAGGAGGAUCGCUUCGGGAUUGCCGUCGACAUCUCAGGCAACACCAUGAUCGUGGGUGCUUACUUUGACAGCGACCAUGGCGUCUGGAGUGGUGCAGCUUACGUCCUGAUGCAGGUGGACGGGCUUUGGAGCUUCCAAGAGAAGGUGGUGUCGAGCAACGCAUCUGCCGGGCAUUACUUCGGGAGGUCUGUGGGUGUCUGGGACAGUCAGUUGGGGCCUUUCACCAUUGCCGUGGGGGCGCCGGGUGCGAACAGCAGCUUCGUGUUUGAAGGAGGGUUACCAACCUCGACAACAACCACGACGAGAACUAGCAGCACAACGAUCACCAGCACCAGCAGUCUUAGCAGCACCAGCAGCAGCACCACUUCGCACACAUUCACGAGUACGACAACUCGGUCCUCGACUGUGACGUCGUCAACGUCUAUGACUUCAACUACAACAGCUUCAACCUCUGUCACAACCACCACGAGCAGCACAUCAGUGUCCACCACAAACACAAUGACAACAAGCACAUCAAGCUCAGCAACGAGGACCAGUAGCACAACAUCUUCCAUGACUCUGACCUCAUCCACGCGAACAAAGACCAGUGGAACGACCACCUCACUGACCUUGACAUCUAGCACAGACACCAGCUCUGUGUCAAGCACUACAAGCGCGAGCAGAACCACAACAACCAGCGAAAGCAGCACCACAAGCGAAAGCACCUCGAGCACAACAACUUCGACUUCUAGCCUUUCUGGCGCAGAAGGUUCGAGUGGUGGUAGUGGUGGAACUGGUGGUUCAACUGGUGGUUCAACUGGUGGUUCAACUGGUGGUUCAACUGGUAGUGCAACAGGAGGCACAACCGAUGGGUCUGGGGGUACCAGUGGAGGCGGGACUGGAGGCGGAUCUGGUGAAGGUGGGACUGGAGGUGCAGAUGGGGAUGCCUCUGGAG
Molecule: messenger RNA, 1369 nt
Organism: Symbiodinium pilosum
Lineage: Eukaryota; Dinophyceae; Suessiales; Symbiodiniaceae
Source: the annotation of a GenBank genome assembly